AUGAAGAGUAAUUUGUGGUUCAAGAAUACUGCAAAUCAGAAUCAUUAUAAGAGUGUGUAUGAAAAACAACAUGGCUACUAUGACCAUCGGUCGCGUAGUGAAAAACCUAAAAGAGUCAGAAGCGCCUUCACAACAGAGCAAGUGAAUUACUUAGAAAGAGAAUAUAAAAAGUACCCAUACAUUGGCACUGGACAUAGAAAAGAGAUCGCUGCUUCAUUAAACAUCUCGGAGAGGACUGUGAAAAUAUGGUUUCAAAAUCGACGAAUGAAAGAGAAAAAGGAAACGAUUUACAAAGAAUUUUGUGACGAGCAUACCGGUCAAGAAAUUGCCAAAAGUCGAUUAAAUAAUAUGGCUACUAUGCAAUCAACUAAUGAUGGAUCGUUAAAUGCAUUGCCAUUACUAACAACUGAUGUCGACAAUGCGAUAGCAAUGAAUAACAAACUUCUACAUCUUGAAGAAAAUAGGAUGAUAUCAAAAGAUACAUCUUUAUUAAAGAACAUUCUAGAUCUAUUGAUUCUUGGCAAGAAAUAUAUAAAAGUAAAUAAUAAUCUUCAAGCUAAAUCCAAUCCUACGAACGUUGAAUCACAAGGUCCAAUUUCACAAAAUUCUAAUUCUCUCAAGCCUAAAGUUUCUCCACAAGAUUUAACUACGAAGAUACCACCAUUACAAACAAAGCAGAAGCCAUGUACUGGACAUGCUCAGGGUAUUUCUGGUUACUUUCCUGUCGUUCCCAAUUUUUAUCCUCAACCCUUUGUGUCACCUGGUGGUGUUUUAUGGAAGCCAGUAAUAAUGCCAUUAGUGUCUGAAGCAGGUCCUAAUAUUUCAACGAAUGAUUUCAAU
Molecule: messenger RNA, 840 nt
Organism: Manduca sexta (tobacco hornworm)
Lineage: Eukaryota; Metazoa; Arthropoda; Insecta; Lepidoptera; Sphingidae
Product: homeotic protein proboscipedia-like
Exons: 3
Biological process (GO): regulation of DNA-templated transcription
Molecular function (GO): DNA binding; DNA-binding transcription factor activity, RNA polymerase II-specific
Source: RefSeq, a predicted model, not a curated record